GAUUCUACAUGGAAAAAAGAAUUGCAGAAACAUUCUUAAUUUGCACGGUACGCCGUUUGGAUCUCAUAGCUAGUUUGAGUAGAUUUUGUGUGGGAUGAGGUUUGGCGGUAGUAGAGACUACUGGUUCCACUGGUCGCGGUUAGCGCUCUUCAUUCUCUCCGGUAAAACGUAAAACUGUCUGCUUGUUUUGCUGAGUGGGGGCGAGAUCUGCCUGGGAAUUGCCUUUAUUUCUCAAAUCUCAUGCCGUUCGUUGCUAUUCGAUGCCAUGCCUGCUAUAAAGACGAAUCCUGAGCAUGGUCGCAUCGGAGGUGUAUUCAACAAACUGCUUAAGCAGAUUGGAAAUCCGGUUGAUUUUGAACUUCCAGAUUGGUUUAGUAAAUGGAAGCCUACGCCUUACACCUUUAUAAAGCGCAAUAUAUAUCUCACAAAAAGGAUUAAAAGACGCCUUGAGGAUGAUGGAAUAUUCUGUUCCUGCAGCCCUUCACCUGGAUCUUCUAGUGUGUGUGGUAGAGAUUGCCAUUGUGGGAUGCUCCUCUCUAGUUGCUCCACUGGAUGUAAAUGCGGGAGUUCAUGCCUCAACAAACCAUUCCAGAGCCGACCUGUGAAGAAGAUGAAACUGGUGAAGACUGAGAAAUGUGGUUCUGGAAUCGUGGCGGAUGAAGAUAUCAAGCAAGGAGAGUUUGUAAUAGAAUAUGUGGGAGAAGUUAUUGAUGACAAAACAUGUGAGGAAAGGCUUUGGAACAUGAAACACCGUGGAGAGACAAACUUUUACUUGUGUGAAAUUAAUCGAGAUAUGGUAAUUGAUGCAACAUACAAGGGAAACAGGUCAAGAUAUAUAAACCAUAGUUGUUGUCCAAAUACCGAGAUGCAAAAAUGGAUAAUAGAUGGGGAAACAAGAAUUGGCAUAUUUGCGACUUGUGACAUAAAAAAGGGCAAGCAUCUGACCUAUGAUUAUCAGUAUGAGCCCUCACAUAACUUCUUUAUUGCAUCGAUUCACUUGCAAUACUUCGUGACAUUUUGUAUUCUUGUAGUCCAGUCUAACAAAUUUAGCAGGCUUGUUCAGUUUGGUGCAGAUCAAGAUUGCCAUUGUGGUGCUGUUGGCUGCAGGAGGAAGCUGGGGGUCAAACCUACCAAGCCUAAGAUAUCUUCAGAUGCUGCAUUGAAACUAGUAGCAUACCAGGUUUACCAGAAUGGAGGAUUGCAUGUAGGGAGUUCAAAUGUUUGUACCCUGCAAGGAACAUGCUUCCAUAAUUGCAUUGGUGAAGUUAUUAGGAUCAUCCGCCCUAUGAAUGAGAGGUCCUUUGGAAUUAUUAAACAUUUUGAUAAUUUUUCCCAAAAACACUCGAUUAUGUUUGAAGAUGGGGCUGUCGAAUUUCUUGACAUGACAAAAGAAGAUUGGGAAUUUGUGACAUUGUGAUUUUAUUGUGGGGAUUUUGUGGAAGGAAAUAUCACACAACAGAUGGUCACAAGCAAUUGCAACAUGUUUCACUGUAUGUGCAUUCCACUUUUGCAGCUUGGUCAAAUGGCAGUGCAAUGAACAUGAAUGGGCGAACUCAGAUAACUUGGGUUUUGUUGAAAUUCAGGUAUCAACUGCUACUUGAUUGAGUGUUGCUCUCAUAAAUCAAAGAUCCAUCUGCUGCACACUUUGACUCGCUAGAAGAACAAUGGUUGUGUUCUCUCGCAAAAUGAGGAUUCGUCAUUCCGUGCACAGAGUUCACAAGAAUGUUUUACCAUUUUUUUUCCUCUAACGAGGAGUUUGUAAACUGAGCGCGUUGAUGUUCAAGGCACUUUUGUAAGGUGGAAAAUUUGGCUGGUAAUGGCAAACACCCCCUAGAUCUGGGACUGGGGGUGUUGAUUAUGAUGCUGCCAAGCUCAAAAGGGGGUUAUAUACUCCUAUCUAAUAAUUUUAAACGAACUCUUGGUCGCCUCAGGCACGAAAUUUGA
This is a messenger RNA of Juglans microcarpa x Juglans regia, 1944 nucleotides long. RefSeq names its product histone-lysine N-methyltransferase ASHH3-like. Lineage: Eukaryota; Viridiplantae; Streptophyta; Magnoliopsida; Fagales; Juglandaceae. The record is from RefSeq and is a predicted model, not a curated record. Gene Ontology annotation, molecular function: protein binding; histone H3K36 methyltransferase activity. Gene Ontology annotation, cellular component: nucleus; chromatin. The transcript is spliced from 14 exons. Gene Ontology annotation, biological process: regulation of DNA-templated transcription. The coding region runs from base 266 to 1417 and encodes 383 amino acids.